AAAUGAUCAUGUAGGAGCCACGGAGAAAGACAUAGAAGCGCGAUGGGGGAAAAAACAACGGAUCCGGUCGAAAAUGUAAGAGGAUUUGAUUUUGCAGCCACUGAAAAGAGAUUAGGGCGGCAGCAGUGGAAGUUAAAUUGUGCUGCAUAUAAAAUGGGCGGAUUGGUCUUUAGAUGAGAUUGGUGCCUCCUUCUAUUCUAAAAUUAAAUCGCCUGUGCUCCAAGACACAGUCUAUUUUCUUUUAACGUUGUUGACCUAAAGAUUUAUUUUGGGCCGUGAUCUCAGAAUAUGAGCCAGAUUUUGGUAGUUUGGUAGAACAUUUUUUGUUGGCGACAGACUGAGAGAGUUCAACUCACUACGGCACCACAAUGAACAGUGAGAGAGACCUGCGCAUACUCAGCAUCGUCAGCAGCCGCUCUCCAGCCUCAAGCUAAAAUUUCGUCAGAUCUGAGAUCACAGAGGAUUUUCUCAUUUCAAUCCGGCUAGAAAAGAUAUUCACAAAAGUUUGAGGAUAUAGGCAGCCGAACACUGACUAUAACCCCGACUCAUCUGCUCAGUGAAAGGUCCUCAUAUUGCAACUAUGUGUGGACGGAGCAGAACGGCCUUGCUGUUUCUGUGGGCCUUUUUGCUCGCAGCUAACAGUGUACUUGGUGGGAAAAGCUCUGGGCAGAAUGGCAUGACAGAGGAACAGAAAGAUAACACUACUGUGUUCACCAAGAUCUUAGACAGCCUUCUGGAUGGCUAUGACAAUCGCCUCAGGCCAGGACUGGGAGAGCGUGUAACUGAAGUCAAGACUGACAUUUUCGUGACUAGUAUCGGGCCAGUUUCAGACCAUGACAUGGAAUACACUAUUGAUGUGUUCUUCAGACAGAGCUGGAAGGAUGAAAGGUUAAAGUUCAAAGGCCCUAUGGCUGUGCUGCGUCUCAACAACCUCAUGGCCAGCAAGAUCUGGACCCCUGAUACCUUUUUUCACAAUGGCAAGAAGUCUGUAGCCCACAACAUGACCAUGCCAAACAAGCUGCUGCGAAUUACAGAGGAAGGCACACUGCUCUACACUAUGAGGCUUACAGUAAGAGCAGAAUGUCCCAUGCACCUGGAAGACUUCCCCAUGGACGCCCAUGCUUGUCCACUCAAAUUUGGUAGCUAUGCCUACACUCGGGCAGAAGUGGUGUAUGUGUGGACCAGGGGUGCAGCCCAGUCAGUUGUGGUGGCAGAGGAUGGGUCGAGAUUGAACCAGUAUGAUCUGAUGGGACAGAGUGUGGAUUCUGGUGUGGUGCAGUCCAGCACAGGCGAAUAUGUUGUGAUGACAACCCAUUUCCACCUGAAGAGGAAGAUUGGUUAUUUUGUGAUCCAGACGUACCUACCCUGCAUCAUGACAGUCAUCCUUUCCCAGGUGUCCUUCUGGCUCAACAGAGAGUCUGUCCCUGCCAGGACUGUCUUUGGAGUGACCACUGUCCUGACCAUGACCACACUCAGUAUCAGCGCUAGGAACUCACUCCCUAAAGUGGCCUAUGCUACAGCCAUGGACUGGUUCAUCGCUGUCUGCUAUGCCUUCGUCUUCUCGGCCCUGAUUGAGUUUGCCACAGUGAACUAUUUCACCAAGAGGGGGUACGCCUGGGAUGGAAAAAGUGUGGUGCCAGAGAAGCAAAAGAAGAAGAAGGAGUCACUCCUGAAGAAGAACAACACCACAGCCUACCCAGCCGCCACUGCUACAGCCUUCGCCCCCAAUAUUGCCAGGGACCCUGGAUUGGCCACCAUUGCCAAAAGCGCCCCUCCACCCCCAACUGAGCCUAAGGAGGAGCCAAAGCCCAAACCUCCAGAGGCCAAGAAGACCUUUAACAGUGUGAGCAAGAUAGACAGGAUUGCCAGAAUAGCCUUCCCUCUGCUCUUUGGAACCUUUAACUUGGUCUACUGGGCGACCUACUUGAAUAAGAAGCCCAAAUUGCAGGGGGUCAACCCACACUAAUCCACAUCCCAUACCUUUUAACUUAUUCUUGUAUUUAUUUCUUUUUUCUUCUUCUUCUUCCUCUUCCUAAAAAAAGUGUUUAUUUUCAGACAAACAUGGUGUCCAUGCUGGUUUGAAUUCCCAGUUGUUGCAUUGCUUCUAUGUUCACCUAAAUUUUGAACAUUUUGAAAAAAAAAAAAGAGAAAAUAUGUCAUAGAAUGACAACAAUACAGACUUUUGAACGGGUGUUGAUGGGGUUGGAGAUAAUGCUACAAAGAAAAUACGCUAUCAAUAUAUACCCAAGAGAAUGCUAUUCUACAACUGCACAUAGCCCAAAAUUGUUAAGGGUCUAUUGUUUAUAUGUUUGUUUGUUUUAUUAUAUUUAUUUAUUUAUUUUAGUUUGUUUUGUAAUUUGUUCUUUUUUGUUGAACAUUAAAUCAUGGACACUGUAAAAGGCACUUGUGUAUAUGCAUGGGCAGAGCAUCAUUUUAUUUAUUUAUUUCAAAUACAGAUGAACCUUUACUGAUAGCUUAGUUUAUUUGAUAUCAAUGGCAAACUGCUACCCUCAAUCUGUCAAAAAAUCUUCCAUUCUCUGUAGAUGUUGAUGUUUUUUGAGGUUAAUUAUGUCAUUCUUAAAAUAUGUUAGGGUUUCUGCAAUAGCAAUAAAACAUGUCUCAGCGGACACACACAUUUAUUUAGGGAUUUAAAAAAAAGAUUUAAAAUAAAUUCAUUCAUCUUUGUGCUCAGCAUAAAAAAAAAAUAUUUAAUUUCUCAGCAUUGUAAAUAUUAUCAAGUCUUAGAGAUGUCAAUAUUAUGUUUAAGCUUUACAAAGUGUAACAAAGGGUAUGUUUAUUCAACAUAUGGCAAAGGAUUUUAUUUUACUUAUUUUUAUUUUUUAAUGUUGUUUCUGUUCAUGAUACUUUCUAUGAAAAUAAUAUUAACUGGUCUACUUCACGCCCAAGUGACUGUUUCUUGCCAAGUUACCGUUCCAUUGAUAGUUCAUCAAAGCUGCUCUCACCACUGACAUUGAGGUAAUAUAUUGUUCAAAUGCAUCUUUAGCUGUGUGUUUGUGUACACAGUAACAGCAACAAGAGCAACAACAACAAUAGUGUAAACUGGGAUUGGCUAGUGGUAAGAAUGUACAACUCAUCCUAAAUGUUGGAAUGCAUUUUAUAUGUAGAAUUAAAAUGCUCACAUUCUUUCCUGUUUUGUUUUCUGGCUUCUGUGGAGGAGACACCAUCGUCAAUGGUGGGGCCUUGUUUGCAAAAAUAGUAAAUUCAUUCGCAAGUUAGCAUCACUCAAGGAGGGGGCGGGCCACACUGAGUGGAGGGAGAAGUGCCUUUUCCAUUUUCAGAGUUGGAGCUGUGAAAGCUACUACUUUGUCGAUGAUGGCGCAUCUAGGUUUUCCAUCUCAGUGUGUCCCCUGACCCUGUUUGCCACCGUUCCCCUCUCCCUUCAGUUGAAAUUUAAGACAUAACACUCAGAAAGUACCAGCUACACUGCCUUCAGUAUCACAUGCCCGUUUGGACUUAUUUGUUGCUGCUUGUUGGUGAGCAACAGCGAGAGACAGGGACAGAGACAGAAAGAGAGGGAGGGAACAUAAAGUUGAAGUGGCACUAUAAUCUUAUUUUAGCCGGCGCUGUGUUUCGCACAGACUUGUCUUGUAGUUCUAUGAUAGUAAUGAAGAUGAAUAUCUAUAUUUUUGUAGCAUGAUGUCAAUUGCUCUUCAGAGUAAAACCAACAAAAACUCACGCAAAUGUGAAAGAACUAUGUUUCGUUUGUCUUUGCUCACUUUUUCAUUUAACCUGUAAAAGCAUACACAUAGGGAAAUGCUUCUUCUCUGAUGUGGCACGUUAAGGUUUUCAAACAGUCCAUUUUAAAUUAUGUUAAUGUAGCAAUAUUAAUUAGCAAGGGCUUUUCUGAGGACCUGAACCUGACACACAGUCUAGGGGGUGAUAUUCAUUGUAGCUUUACAUUGACCCCUAAUACUUGUAGUUCCAUGUAUAUGCUAUACGUUGCAAUCAAGGCAUUGUAUGGAUUUGGUCAAAAAUAACAGGCUGCAUGUGUUGUGUUGUGUUGUGACUCCGACUUGAAGCCACUUGUACCCACUCCAACGGCUUUUCCGCUUCUUGUUGAGGAGUGGGAUGCAUUGUAUGGCGUUAUGGGUUAUGGGUGUACUUUUGAAAAUAUGUUUUACAGGACACUGCACAGGGCAAAAGGCAUGUCAGGACCCUGCAGACUUCUCUGUGUGUUUGUGCGUUGGGGUGAAGAGGUGACGCCAUCCCCAUAGGGAGAAGGAAAGAGAGACUGGUGGUUGUUGCUAUUGUUAUUAUCCACAUUAUUAUUAUGACCAAUACUGAACCUGUCCCCUAAUGGCAGAGGUCUUUGCAAGCUUAUGCAAGCAGUCUACCGUUCACAGCCACUCAACCUACAGGCAGAGAGUCAAGGAACUGCAAAGUUCAGGGUGAAGAGUUGUAUAAAUAUAAAUAUAUAGAUAUUUCAAUUCUAAAAUAUUGUAUGGAUGUUUAUUAUCAUGAUGAAGAAAAAAUAUAUAUACAUAUGUAAAAUACAUAAUGCAUACAGUAUUUGACUCUUUAUUAAUGAAGAUAUUAGCUAAGAAGAUGAUGAAUAUUGUUUGUAUUAUCAACCUAUUGUUAUGCAUUUUGCACAUUUAGAAGUACAAUAUCAUUACAUUUAUGUAGUCAGCUUCGUGCUAUGCAAGGACAGCUUUGAACCACAUCAUCUACCUUUUCUCCCUGACCAUUGUGUUUCAGAUUUACAAGCUGUUAUAUGAAAAAGGAAAAAAAAAAAAAAAACUUAGCUCUUUUAUCAGCUGCACACCCAUUAGCUUUUUAAGAAAAAAAAAAGAAAAAAAAAAAAAACAUUGUUAUGCUGGGUGAUCUCAAAGACAACAGUCAGCGGACUCUUUUGUUUGCCUUUUGGAUUUAUCAGUGGUGAGAAGGGGGAAUGGCUUUCAGCGUUGAUUGCACUUUCCCAGAGACAUGCAAUAAAGUGAUUGAACUGAAAACCAGGAGGAAAUUAUAACAAGAUCACUUUAUCAGUAGUAUUAUUUUUAUUCCUUCUGUUCGUUAUUUUACCUUGUUUCCAUGACUAAAAUGGAUGCAAGUGAAUUUUUUUUUUGGUCCAUAUUUUACUUUUCAAAAGCUCAAGGACACUGAGCACCAGAAAGUUUUGGCGACCACUGUAAAACAUCUGAAAGUCAGUUUAAUAAUUCUGUGUUUCUCGAUUUCUCUGAUGCUAAACCCCAAGAAUAAAACAAACACUAACCUUUUUUUUUUUUUUUUUUUUUUUUCGUUUUUGGAAAUCCAGUUCUGGUUUUGGUCCACAGCGUGCACUAAAUGCUCCAGAAAGAGAAUGUCAAGUGUGAGGCACAGUGCAAUCAUGAGCUUCCAACAUUUACCCUUACUCUCAUUUACAGCAGAUACAUGUAUAUAAGGCAUUCGUAGGCAUCUAAAGCAUCGAUUCCAUUAUGUUUGAUGCAAGGUCCAUUGCAGUUCUCAGCAGCACUUGCUUUUCAACAUUGGGUCUUUGGUUAUUCCUAGGUACCUACUGGAGUCUUUUUUCUUGUAUUUUUAUCUAGCAAAAUAUGUUUUCAUUUUGACUGAAAUGUAAAAAAAAAAAAAAAAAAAAAAAAAAAAAAACUAAUUUUCUAAAGCACAAAAGUUGAUUACAGUUAGAGAUAAUAGAGUGGGACUAUAUACAUAUGGACACAGACAAACAGGCACAUACAAAAUACACACAUGCACACUCGCGCACACACACACAUGUACAUGACGGUUGUGUAAUGGCUAAUGACAAAGGAUUCUUGAGGGAUACCGAUGACAUGGUGAACCUUCUGUAAAUGUUUUCUUUUUUGUUUUUAUUUCUUUAUUUUUUUGGUUAUGAUAUGGCCCUGUAGAAUCUGAUUCUCUGCAUAAGUCUUUAAAUAAAAAGAAAAGAAAUGAAA
Molecule: messenger RNA, 5912 nt
Organism: Myripristis murdjan (pinecone soldierfish)
Lineage: Eukaryota; Metazoa; Chordata; Actinopteri; Holocentriformes; Holocentridae
Gene: gabra1
Product: gamma-aminobutyric acid type A receptor subunit alpha1
Exons: 10
Coding region: 581-1966 (461 amino acids)
Biological process (GO): monoatomic ion transmembrane transport
Cellular component (GO): membrane
Molecular function (GO): extracellular ligand-gated monoatomic ion channel activity; GABA-A receptor activity
Source: RefSeq, a predicted model, not a curated record